Messenger RNA from Cynara cardunculus var. scolymus (artichoke), 1618 nucleotides. Its product is annotated as serine-threonine kinase receptor-associated protein-like. The coding region runs from base 433 to 1443 and encodes 336 amino acids. Gene Ontology annotation, molecular function: protein binding; RNA binding. NCBI's taxonomy places the organism in Eukaryota, Viridiplantae, Streptophyta, Magnoliopsida, Asterales, Asteraceae. Gene Ontology annotation, biological process: spliceosomal snRNP assembly. Gene Ontology annotation, cellular component: SMN complex. The transcript is spliced from 7 exons. The record is from RefSeq and is a predicted model, not a curated record.
CGCCUAGCCCUAUACCAAUUAGUCUAUAUAUCUUAAUUUUUCUAGUUUUUUUCUUUCAUUUUUGUUUAAUUUUUAGUUCGCAUCAAUAAUCCGAUCUAUUCCUGGCAGAUUAUGGGGUUAGGAGGUGUGGAUUCAUCAUUCUGAAAGCGAUCAAAAGUUCAAGAAUUAGGUCUCCCACCUGUGUCGAUUGCCGCCAUUUCUUAUACACAUACAGUAUCCUGUAAGAUUUUGUUAUGGUUACAAAACUCAAAACUUUUUUUUAUUGAGGGAAUUAUGCGUGUUUUGGUGGGGGUGAAUUGUGGAUUGAUAGGUUUUUUAGGUCAUUGAUUAUAUCAGAAUUGGGAUCGGGGCUGGGAUCUAUGUUUUCAAAUUGAAACGAUCAGACGUUUAGGGUUUUCGUGUAAUUUGAAACUUGUUGCAAGAGUGAUUUUUAUGGAUAAGAAGAAGGUAGUGGUUCCGCUUGUAUGCCAUGGGCAUUCUCGUCCAGUGGUGGAUGUGUUCUACAGUCCGAUCACUCCAGAUGGGAUUUUCCUUAUUAGUGCCAGCAAGGAUUCCACCCCUAUGCUUAGAAAUGGAGAGACUGGAGACUGGAUAGGAACAUUUGAAGGGCAUAAAGGUGCAGUGUGGAGUUGUUGUCUGGAUACGAAUGCUCUUCGUGCUGCAUCAGCUUCUGCUGAUUUCUCAGCGAAAUUGUGGGAUGCAUUAACUGGGGAUGAACUGCACUCAUUUGACCACAAACAUAUUGUUCGUGCGUGUGCCUUUUCAGAGGAUACACAUCUUCUUCUGACUGGAGGUUUCGAGAAGAUACUUCGCAUAUUUGAUUUAAAUCGACCCGAUGCGCCUCCAAGAGAAGUUGAAAAGUCUCCGGGUUCUGUCAGAACUGUUGCAUGGCUCCACAGUGACCAAACUAUAUUAAGUUCGUGUGGUGAUUCUGGAGGAGUAAGGCUAUGGGACGUCAGAACUGGCAAGAUUGUUCGUACGCUUGAAACAAAAUCACCGGUCACAAGUGCUGAAGUGAGUAAGGAUGGACGUUAUAUCACCACCACAGAUGGAUCUACCGUUAAGUUCUGGGAUGCAAAUCAUUUUGGAUUAGUGAAGAGUUACGAUAUGCCAUGUAACAUGGAAUCAGCAUCAUUGGAACCGAAGUUUGGUAACAAGUUCAUUGCUGGAGGAGAAGACAUGUGGGUUCGCUUAUUUGAUUUUAGUACUGGUGAAGAGAUCGGGUGCAACAAGGGUCACCAUGGUCCGGUCCAUUGUGUGAGAUUCUCUCCUGAAGGAGACUCAUAUGUGUCGGGAUCCGAAGAUGGAACGAUAAGAAUAUGGCAGACGGGCCAGAAGGAGAACGUUCCGAACGGAUCGAGCAAGGAUGAAGUUGUCUCAAAAAUGCAAGAUUUACAUGUUGGCAGCCACAGCCAAGGACAAAAAAACAGGCCAGCUUGUUAACUAGAUUCAAUCACAUAUAAAUGUUUGUUUUUUUUAAAAAAAUUUGCAAAUCAAAUGUUGUGUUGUGUGUUUGGAAUAACCGGAGGCUGUGUUUCCCACUCAUAGUUUCUAAUGCUCAAACAAAAUGCAAUGGAUGAUAAUAGUGUUCAAAGAAACCCCAGGUCUUUCUCUUUCA